This is a messenger RNA of Exophiala aquamarina CBS 119918, 1530 nucleotides long. RefSeq lists its product as uncharacterized. The coding region runs from base 1 to 1530 and encodes 509 amino acids. Gene Ontology annotation, cellular component: endoplasmic reticulum membrane. Lineage: Eukaryota; Fungi; Ascomycota; Eurotiomycetes; Chaetothyriales; Herpotrichiellaceae. The record is from RefSeq and is a predicted model, not a curated record. Gene Ontology annotation, biological process: ergosterol biosynthetic process. Gene Ontology annotation, molecular function: Delta24(24-1) sterol reductase activity. The transcript is spliced from 2 exons.
AUGACUGUGACCCGCACGCAAGCAGGCAAAACCCCCAAGAAGACCUCUCGGCCUGGUUAUGUCGAAACACCUGGCACGUUUGGCAAGUCGCGGACGCGCAAGUCUGUAAUUCCUGUCUACGACGACUCUUCAGACGCAUCCCCGAGUCAAGACGAAGAGACAAGCACUCGCGCAGAAUCUCACAAAUUAAGCACCAACGGCAGUGCCAACGGCCACCUCGUGGAGAAGGCUACUAGCUUCUUGAAUAGCCAUACCAAGAGAGAAGCCAAUGGUUCCAUUAAUGGCUCUGCCAAGAAAGAGGUCAACGGGUACCUGACAAAUGGGAUUAAUGGACAUGUCAAUGUGCGCAGCAAGCUCAUCGACGGGUGGGAGCCGGGCACUGAUCCGAGAAUCGAUACAUCCGGCCAUUUUGAAUUUGGAGGAACGCCUGGUGUCGCGGCCAUCAUGACUGUAUUUCCAUUGCUUAUGUACUAUAUGUGGAUUGGUGCAACAUAUUACGAUGGGAAAUUACCUCUACCCAAAGAAGGCGAGGCCUUCUCGGAUUUCCUCCGCAGUCUACUGCAAAUGGCAUACAUCGGGGCAUGGCCAUCAGCAAAGGCAUGGGCGAUGUAUUGGGCAUUCUUCGUCUUCGAAGGCGCCCUCUACUGUCUGAUGCCGGGGAUCUGGACCAAAGGAAAACCACUUGCUCAUGCAAAUGGGUUGAGGCUGGAUUACUAUUGCUCUGGGAUGUGGUCCUGGUGGACGACAAUUGUUCUUGCUCUCGGCCUUCAUUUCACCGGAAUCUUCAAACUGUACGAAAUCAUCGACGAAUUUGGACCGCUUAUGUCAGUCGCCAUUAUUUCCGGCUUUGGCGUUUCCAUAGUGGCAUACAUAUCAGCCAUUUAUCGUGGAAAACAACACCGAAUGACUGGCUCUACCUUAUAUGACUUCUUCAUGGGUGCCGAACUCAACCCCCGCAUGUUUGGUAUUCUGGAUUUCAAGAUGUUUUUCGAAGUUCGCCUACCUUGGUAUAUUCUUUUCCUGAUCACAACUGGAACUGCCGCGCGUCAAUAUGAGAGAUAUGGAUAUGUGUCGGGAGAAAUAGGGCUUCUUCUGCUAGCACAUUUUCUCUAUGCCAAUGCCUGCAGUAAGGGUGAGGAGUGCAUUGUCACCACCUGGGACAUGUACUACGAGAAAUGGGGAUUCAUGCUGAUUUUUUGGAAUCUGGCCGGUGUACCACUGACUUACAUUCACUGCACACUUUAUCUCGCCAAUCACCAUCCAAGCACCUAUUCAUGGAACAAGUAUGCUCUGGCAGCUCUCUAUGUCGCCUACCUGUUCGUUUAUUGGGUUUGGGAUACCACCAACAGCCAGAAGAAUCGCUUCCGAGCAAAGGAUUCAGGGGGUGCCAUUACUCGCAAAGCCUUUCCUCAGCUGCCCUGGCAGACUGUGGACAAUCCUAAAAUUAUUACAAGUGAGAAUGGGGAUACCAUUCUGGCAGAUGGUUGGUGUAAGUGCUCAAUUGAUGUAACUUUGAGAGCUGUCUGCUGA